Molecule: messenger RNA, 3442 nt
Organism: Pocillopora damicornis (cauliflower coral)
Lineage: Eukaryota; Metazoa; Cnidaria; Anthozoa; Scleractinia; Pocilloporidae
Molecular function (GO): protein binding; nucleic acid binding; phosphatidylinositol binding
Source: RefSeq, a predicted model, not a curated record
GAGCUCAAGAUACGGCGAGGUCGAUAAUAAACAGUUAGGGCAACUCCCCCUCAAAACCCAAUCUAGCCGAAGAGAGAUUAGUGUUGCAUUUAAAUUUAAUUCAUGGAACAUGGGAAUCACGAAGAGAAAGAACAAAUACGACUGUGGCGCAAGGAAAUUUCUUCCUAGCAAUUUUAUCUUAAGAACUGUUAUAAUUCGGAAUUCGUGUCAAUGACCAAGUCUUAAGAACUGUUAUUAUUCGGAAUUCGUGUCAAGGACCAAGUGUUCGGCGAUCUUCAAAACAACACGUCUCUCCAAGCCUCCAGGGUUUUUUCGCUCUUGGUUCUAUCACGCCCUCUUUACUAACUGUCAAAGGCUUAGAGUUAGACAAGAUGUUUUCCAUCUUUCUCUUGUAGUUGCCAGUUUUCGUGCAAAUCCUUCAGCUUUUAGGUAAUGCGCAGCUUUUGCUAGCAGUUUUUAGUAACAGAAGUAUAAAUACGACAAACGUAACGGAACAACAGCUGAGCGGGUGCCAAAGGUUACUGGAGUGAUGCUUCAGUUAUUGACGCUUUUGCGUUAGUGGGGAUUCUCUUACGAGGAUGUCUCGGAAUUCUACAAUUAAGCUUAAACAACUGUGCGACUUACGCAACAAGAUUCCCAAACAAGGAAAUCAUCUCAUGUAAUUCGCCUCACAGUCAGGGUGUGGUUUUAUACAAACGCUCCUUUAGCUUGAUUUGACCUAAGGAACUUUGUCAAUAGGUCUCCUGUUUGUUGCACAAUGCGACGCAUAAUGCACUUUUGACGAUCUCAGGAGGCAAAAGGCAGAUUUUGAUUGGUUGAAAUGCGGCUUAAUACCUAACAACGCAGUCUGUGAUUGGUUCUUGGCUGAAGGGUGAUUAAUCGUUCCCACCAUUCCAUUAGCACAGAGGUCUAGUGACCGCUAAGUUGAUUCUAAUGACAGGGGUAGUGUUGAAAUACUCUUUCAGUGAUGCUCACUUACCCAUCGCAUAAACAUUUCAGCUCCUGAGUUGGAGGGCGCAAUAUUGGGAACACUCAUUUGUGCAAUGAUUCAGAAAGAAAGCGUCAUAUCAUGGUUCAAAAGCCUCGAUGGAGAUGAUCGUAUCGACCUCAUGUGCAAUUUAUUAGACUGCUGCCUGCCGUGGGAAAUUCGAUUUUUAGGCACGUUUAUUGAAGCCCAGGUCCAGAGAGAUUACCCGGCGUUCCGACAACCCGAGAGUACGGCGAACAAUCCGUUUGAUCUGAGCUGCCUGACAUGUUUAUACGAUGUUCAUGUCCGUCGGAGGUUGUGUGUUUCACUAGCGUUGCUGCAUUCAAGCAAUCGCCAAGCAGCUUCGGUGCUGUUUGGAAUUCUGAAUGACUUUCAGCCAUCGAGUCUGGGAGAAGAGGAAUUCUUCACUGAACUCUCACUAUUGAUCACCAUGUCCGCUCACCACCCAGCGUUCUCAUUUCAUCAAAAACACACCUUGUCUGCAAAAUUAAAACAGCUCAAACAAUCGGCAAAUCAUACAUCAGAUUUAAGCGAGACUGUCUCCGAAGCAAGCAGUGGUUCUUCGAAUUUUUCGUGUGACCAAGAUGCUUCAGCAAAGAAGGAUGCUCGAGAUGAUCUUUUGUUCGAAGAAAAACAAAAGAAAGAAUCUGUGGAAGAGAAAGCCACCGUAAAUGAAAUCCUUAAGGUUGAGAGUGCAAAUGUCGGCGAUUCUUCCCUGGCUAAGGAUAACACUCUUAAAGAACUUCCAGUCUUUGUGAAAGAGAUUAAAGUGCAAGGUGUGCAAGCUGUGGAGAAAAAGAGGGAAAAAAGAUCAAAACAUGAUCCAAGAAAGCGUGACGAUCAUUGUUAUGUCUUACAGGUUUCUUGGUCAGACAAUACAACAGAAACUAUACACAGGACAUAUGAGGAGAUGUUUGACUUCCAGUGCAAGCUGCGCAAAAUGUAUCCAAAUAAAGUUGAUGCAAGUGGCAAUCCUUGGAAGCUCCCUUUUUUACCUGGAAGAAUCAGAAUGUUUAACAAGCCAGAACCUAAAGGAGAAAAACUGCCCAUCCCUGAUAUUUCAGAAUAUACCAGGUUGUUUAGCAGUCUUCCUGAGUUUGUUCGAGGUUGUGAUCAUGUAGUAAAAUUUUUCCAAAGUGAAAAAAGAAUCAGGAGAAAAUCAGACAACAAAAAGAACAAGAGUGUGACAAAAACAGAAGAACAAUCCAACUGUAAAAACAAGCAAAAUGAGUUUGAAUCACCUCAUAAAAUAGCUGAAGCUGUGCGGGAACAGUCACUUGGUAGAAAAGAUAAAGUCAAGAGUGCAGAUGUCACAAGCACAAAAAUAAAGAAAAAAACAAAUAGCGAGUCUUCUGCAGAGAAUGUUUCCAAGAACAAUGAUACUUGCAUUGUGGGGAGAGAAUCACUUGUUGACAUUGAUGAAAAUGGAAAUGAGGUUAAAUCCAUCCUUUGUGAAACCUCAAAGGAAAAGGAGGAAAGUGAAAAAUCUGUUUCCAGUGACCAACAUCACAAAAAUGGAAUUAUUAAGAUGGCGCCAAUACAAACAUUGUUGCCUUCGUCAUCAUCCUUGUCAACAUCAGGAUCUCUUUUGACAUCCACACAGGUAUCUCUGCCUGUAAAACAGCCAUUUCAUUCUGCUGUUCAGCCAAGUAACAGUAUGUUACACAUGUUAAAUACUAAUGGUUAUUCACUGCCUCCAUCCUUAACAUCGCUGCAAAUAACUCUACCAUCUUCACCCAUUGCAUCUUAUCCUUCACCUUCUCCAUCUCCAAUCACUUCACCUGUCAUGUCUCCUGCCAACUCACCAUCACUUUCACAACGAUCUUGUUCUGGAAACAUAAACUGGACUUUGAGGCAACACAGCCGGGGUGUGAAUGUUUGUGAUUGGCUCAGGAAUUUGAGACUUCACAAAUACUCGGAAGUGUUUAAAGGAAAGACCUUUAAUGAGAUGUUGCAAUUUUCUGAUAGAGAUUUUGAAAAACUUGGCUUAACAGCAGGAGCAAGAAAGAAACUUCAAAUGAACCUGGAAGUUCUUCGGACAAGAGGUUGCUUCACAUCAAAUGGUUUAACAUUGGUAGACAUUCUUCCUUCACCUUCAAGCUUUCCAGUCAACCUAGCUCAAAGUUACGGUUCAGACUGUGAGUUCCUACGAAGCGUCAGUGAAAGUGACAGUGCCAGUGACUGUGGAAGCGACAUAUUAUCUGAACCCGCAACCCAGACAUGCUCAAGUAUUUAUCCAAGGAAAUUUCCAGCCUUAAAUGGAUGCCAUGUAUCAUGCUACAACUGUGGAAGUCUUGGCCAUGUUGGUGGCCAGUGUAUGGCUCCAAACCUGGAUAAAAGAAUUCCCUCAAGUUAUGGUAUCCAUUCAAGGUAUGAUGCACAACUAGAAUGUUGAUGACAGUUCAAACACACUGAAACAAAGGCAUUCAAUCAUUCUUACACUCAAACAAGAAG